AUGACAGACGGUAAAGAAAUGGUAAACAAUCGACGAUUUAUCUCUAAUUCAUUUCAUAAAUGCGAACUUUUUCUUCUAACUUUCAAUUUAUUUCCAUCGAUUCCUCCCACUACUGACGAACAUAAACUUCGUAAACAGCGUAUUUCUACAAGAUUGUUUAUUUCUCUUUUAACAAUAUCAUUAUCCAUUCUUCUUUUAUAUAAUUCAUUGAUCAAUAUUGCACAGACUAUUCAGGUGGAAAAACCAUCUCCUCAACAAUAUUUUCAACUUUAUCAUAAAUAUGGUCAAGCAUUAACAUGCGAUUGUACAGAAAUAUCUAUCAACUAUAAAAAAUUCAUUGAUAUUCAACAUACUUUACAUCAAGUAUGUCAAAGUGAUUUUGUCACACAAAAAUGGAUCAAUUAUCUUAACAUACCCUUUGGUGACGAUCUGGUAGAUGGCACGAACUUUCGAGUGGUAGGGUCAUUUAUAUUUCAAGUUUUAAAUACAUUAUGUUCCCUUGUGAAUGAGACAAUAUCAAAUCGUUUAACUCAAUUCUAUUCAAAUCAAUAUAUAAGUGCGUCUUUGAUACCAUCAGAUGUAUUGGAAUCUCAAACUAAAACAUUCAUUUCUCAAUUUAUAUCAUCAUCAAUUAACGACUUUUUAUUAUCAUUGAGUAUAAUGCGAAAUACCACGCAAAGCAAUGCUUUAGUUUCUGCACUAUUUACUAAUUUUAAGUUCGAAUAUGACUCAAAAUGGAAAUUCGUGGAUUCAUAUUCCCGUAUAUUUAGUGAAUGUGCAUGUGCUGCAUCAGCUAGAUGCGUUGUUGCAGCCACAAUCCCUGAUUUUUAUGAUACAAAACCACUUUUUUCAAUACCUGGUCUAUAUGUUGGAUGUUAUGCAAUUGAAGCAUUACUUCAAUCGAAUCUUCAAUGUUUUUAUGAUAAUAAUUGUGUAAAGAGAUUGAAAUCCUAUUUCACUGAAUCUAUACCAAUGAAUGUUACAGCUCUUAAUGUAUCGUUAUCUAAUCAUUUUCGGAUGAAUUCAACAAUUGAAAGUAUUCUUAAUGAAUUGAUGGUUGAAGAAUGGAAAUCAUCAACUACAUAUGAAAAAUAUUAUAAUGAAUGUCAACCAGCCAUAUGUAGUUAUACAGAGUUAGCAAAAAAUGGUGUAGUUUAUAUUGUAACCAUAGUAAUUGGAUUAAUUGGUGGUUUGAUUACUGUUCUGAAAAUUUUAGUACCCGGAUUAGUUACGUUUAUAAGCAAUAUGAAAAGGCGCCAAAGUACACGUAUUGGUAAGACAAGAAAUAGGUUUGCUAUGAUUAUCUAA
Molecule: messenger RNA, 1308 nt
Organism: Adineta ricciae
Lineage: Eukaryota; Metazoa; Rotifera; Eurotatoria; Adinetida; Adinetidae
Source: the annotation of a GenBank genome assembly